CAAACGAUGCCCAUAACGUGCUCAAUUUGCCAGAAAGUAUGUGCAAAUCAACGUGGACUAAAUAUACAUAUUUCAAGAAAACACAGCAGGAUGGAAUCACUGAUCAUGGAGGGAAAGCCGACAAAGGUACCUCUGUCCAAGGCUAUUGUUCUGGAAUUACCGAAAAUCGCGAGUCCAAUUUCAAUGAAGAAAUUGAUGACACACAUCGCCAAAGACCAACAACUUUUGAUAGCAAGCAUCGCCGAGGACCAUCAACGAUAGAAGAAAAUGAAGAGAAACAUCGCCGAAGAACAUCAACUUUAGAAGAAAAUGAUGAAAAACAUCGUACUGAGAAAGCAACUCCUGCAACGUGCGGAAUUUGUCAGAGGGAAUUUAAAAAUGAACGCGGACUAAGCGUACAUAUGUCAAGAAAGCACAAGCAGGAAGAUAGGCAUGACCAUAAAGAACCUCGCCGAAUUACAACAACGAUAGAAGACAAUGAUAAUAAACAUCGACCAAGACCAUCAUCGAUAGAGGAAAAUGAUGAUAAAUAUCGCCAACGAAGAUCAUCUAUAGAAGAAAAUGAUGAUAACCUUCGCCGAAGACCAUCGUCGAUAGAAGAAAAUUAUAAUAAACAUCGCCGAAGAACAUCGUCGGUAGAAGAAAAUGAUGAUAAACUUCGCCGAAGAACAUCGUCGACUGGAGGGAAAGAUGAAUCCACAGAAAAAAGUGAUGGGAAACCAAGCCCUCGUUCUACAGUUGAAGAUGACAGAAAAUUUCCAAAAGUGAAACGUAUGCAUAAUGUCUGUUGUUCCCAUUGUGGCGACGCAGAUGGAGGCUGUACAAAAUCAAGACUUUUAGAAAACCACAUAUCAAUUACGUCACCGUCAAAUUCGAGUCUACCAUUUCAUGUGACAAACGUAACAAAGUACAUAGCAAUGCUCGAAGGAGAAAUUAAAAUUCGAAGAAAAGAUAACGCGUCGACAAGAAAAGGGGUCAACGAAUUCAUUGAAAGUUUAAAUAAAGCAAUGGACGGGAUUUCAAAUAUUCCCUUGAAGAUGCUCAAUUCUGGUUCUUACUAUGACAAAACAUCGAUUGAGUACGACGACGAAUUUGAUUUUAUGGUCUGUCCAAGCGGAAAGUUUGAGGCAGUUUUCAAAAAUUGUCCUCCUGGAUUUUGUAAGCUAAGGAAAGGUCGAACAACCAUUGACGACCUGGAUCAGGCUUUAAAUAAAGAUGGAUAUCUCGUUCCCGAAAUCUUUAAACAAAAAAUGUUCAGCAUUUUUGAGGAUUGUAUAACAAGUCCUGGUUUUAGACAAGGAAUAAGAAUAAAAAGAAUGCCACGUAAACCAGAGAGUCCGGCUUUCACACUCCAAUUUGACCUGGGCUCAGGAAUACCAACAGUAGAUAUUGACUUGGUGCCUGCUAUAAAAAUAGACUCCUGGCCUUCCACUGGGAGGAAAAUAUGUCCAGAAUGGAUAGGAACUGAUAAUGUGCAAAAAGCAAUGAAAUGUUUUCAUGUGGUCACAAAGACCUACCCAGGAGAUCACCCGGAUGCAGACAUUCUGUGGAGGAUCUCAUUUUCUCACGCGGAGAAAAAACUUAUUCUUCAUGCUAACCAAAAGGACAAAGGGUGCCGAAAGGACAUUUUAAAACUCCUGAAAAAAAUCAAAGAAAUUAUCAAGGUUCAAAAUCCCCAUCAAACGGAUAAAUUUUGUUCGUAUCAUUUAAAAAUGUUUAUGCUUGAAUUUUAUGACAGACAUAAAGACUUCUGCCAAGAAAAGAAAGAAAGUUUGUUCAAGCAGAGUGUUAAAGAACUUAUGAAAUGUUUUAGUAAUGGAGAAAUCAGAAAUUAUUUUAUUCCGGAAGAUAAUAUUCUACGCUUUGUUUCAGACAAUGAAAAAUCACUUGUUACUCAAGAACUACGUAAAAUACAAGAAAAAUUUUAAUUGUACGUAUUUUAAAUAUGUCUCCCAUAUCUUAAUUUCU
Messenger RNA from Saccostrea cuccullata (small rock oyster), 1968 nucleotides. Its product is annotated as cyclic GMP-AMP synthase-like. Lineage: Eukaryota; Metazoa; Mollusca; Bivalvia; Ostreida; Ostreidae. The coding region runs from base 39 to 1928 and encodes 629 amino acids. The record is from RefSeq and is a predicted model, not a curated record. The transcript has 6 exons.